AUGAGCAGUCAAAUCGCUGAUAUCGCCGCAACAACUAUGAAGACGGUCUCAGCAAGCCCAUCCCACACGAGACUCCUAGGGUACCCUCUACUGGAGACGGACGAAGUCACUGCUUCCCCUAGAGAUGUCGUACUGGAAGGAGCCGCUGGACUGUAUGUGGCCGUCACAGAGCUACCACCCACUGAAGUAGAAGUCAUCCUUGCUGUAGUCCUCGCACCAGUGGUUGAAAUUCCUUCAAAACCACGACAGGUCCGAUACGAAUAG
Molecule: messenger RNA, 264 nt
Organism: Exophiala bonariae
Lineage: Eukaryota; Fungi; Ascomycota; Eurotiomycetes; Chaetothyriales; Herpotrichiellaceae
Exons: 1
Coding region: 1-264 (87 amino acids)
Source: RefSeq, a predicted model, not a curated record